UACCAUAUUUUAUAUGUCACUUGAUAAUUUUAUAACUCGAUGAGGUUCGUGGAAUUUCGCCAAACUUAAUUGAAAGGGACAUACAUCUUAAGUCGAUCCUCCUAUAAAUUGCAGCUAUUGCUGCUUGUUAAAUACUAUCCACUAAAAUUUGGCAUUUCCUAAUUCCUUUGAAAAUAUGAAUAGGAACGCUUCUACACGUUUCGUUAUUCCUUUCAUUUGCCUCCUGUCUCUGCUCGCGUUUGGGAGCAGUCAACUUGAUUACAAAUUUUACGAUAAUAGUUGCCCUAACCUGUCAAAAAUUAUCAGAUACGGAGUUUGGUCCGCCAUAGCUAAUGAAACAAGAAUUGCUGCCUCCCUUUUGCGCCUUCAUUUCCAUGACUGUUUCGUUAAUGGUUGUGAAGGAUCUAUCUUACUUGAUGAUAGCAGCAACUUCAAGGGAGAGAAGAAUGCAUUUCCGAAUCGAAAUUCAGUUCGCGGGUUUGAAGUGAUCGAUGCAAUAAAACAAAACCUCGAGAAAGCUUGCCCAUCCACUGUCUCUUGUACUGAUAUAUUGACUCUUGCUACAAGGGAUGCUGUAUUUCUGAGUGGUGGGCCCUUUUGGCCUGUGUCAUUGGGUCGUAGAGAUGGCUUAACAGCAAGCGAGGCUUCGGCAAACACAGACCUCCCUUCGCCUUUCGAGCCCUUGGAAAAUAUUACUGCAAAGUUCAUCUCGAAGGGGCUCGAUGUCAAAGAUAUGGUAGCUCUUUCAGGUGGCCACACAAUCGGCUUCGCUCAAUGCUCGACAUUUAAGCAAAGGCUUUUCGACUUUGACGGGGCCGGAAAUCCCGACCCAAUACUCGACGCAGCACUAUUAGGCAAUUUACGCGGCAUUUGUCCGAAUCAAGACAAUUCCGACACCAAUUUAGCUCCCUUUGAUUCGACAUCGGCCAAGUUCGAUAACAGCUAUUUCAAAAGCCUUGCAAAUAAUUCCGGGCUUCUACAGUCAGACCAAGCUCUCAUGGGUGACAAUAAAACUGCUGCUGUAGUUUUGAAUUAUAGCAAAUUCCCCUUUUUAUUUAUGAGGGAUUUUGCUUCUUCUAUGGUCAAAAUGGGUAAUAUUGCUGUUCUUACAGGGCAGGAUGGGGAGAUUCGUAAGAAUUGUAGAGUGGUUAAUUAAAUUAAAAUAAAAAUAAAAUAUGCCAGCGUGGAAUUUAAGUUAUUAAGAUGAAAUAGAUUUUCAUAUUUCUAAUAAAUGAUAAAGAUACAGG
Messenger RNA from Erythranthe guttata (spotted monkey flower), 1247 nucleotides. Its product is annotated as peroxidase 10. Gene Ontology annotation, biological process: response to oxidative stress; hydrogen peroxide catabolic process. Lineage: Eukaryota; Viridiplantae; Streptophyta; Magnoliopsida; Lamiales; Phrymaceae. Gene Ontology annotation, molecular function: heme binding; peroxidase activity. The record is from RefSeq and is a predicted model, not a curated record.